ACCAUUGAGCAGUGAACAGUGUACUUGUGUGUCGUAAUUCAUACAUUUUGUCUUCAAUUUUUUUUUUUGCUGUGUCGCUGGUGGUACUGCUAUUAUUCCAAUAAGGAAACCCGGGAACAAAUAACAAAUUGUAGUGAACGUGGUCGUUUUUCUGUGAUUGCAAAAUAGAAAUAAUUUUGUUUCCAACCUCCUGGCACGGAUUACGGAGGCGGUUAGGAAAGUGUGAAUUGUGAAAUUUUCUCGAAUGAAUUUCGUUGUUUACCCACAGUAAUCGUGACAAAGGGGUGUACUGGGUGUACUAGAUGGAUAUUUACUGGUAUUGGUACGAAUAAAGACAAAGUUAUGCGCGAGCUUUUAUCAAUAAUGUUCAAAGUAAGCAAUUGAUUUUUUGUCGGCUGACAAUCCUAAAUAAAUAAUUGAUGAGUCCUUGAGACAACCAACAGCAGUGAGUUCUACAGAAUAAAGUCAAAACGCAACAUCUCAACGAAGCAAGCGGCAUCAAUAAAACAAAUCAAGUGACCUUAGAGUGGAAAGACGAAGCAUAGAUUGAUAAAUAAAUACAUUUUAUUAACAGUUUGCCUUGAGAACGAUUACGUCUUUUUUUACUGCCGAGCAAACUUGUGCUGGCGUCGUAUUGUAGUGUGAGUGGUCUAAGUGGAACUUCAUUGACGAAGGCAAAAACAAACAAGUGUCUGGUUUGGUUUUGGGAAUAACAGUUUGUCACAACUGCCCAAAUCCAAUUGAGAAAGCAUUCAAAAUGAGAAAUACCGUCAACAAUAACAGUAUGGAAUCAUUCUACGAGGAUAGUAAUGCCCAGUACGUGCCAGCCACGAGCCAGGCACAGGCUAACACCGGAAAUGGAUUAAAACGACCUGCAACCCUGGAGCUGAAUCCGGGAAAAAGUCGCAAAGCACGAUUCAAUGCUUCGGUGACGGCACCUCCCGUGCUGACCUCGCCAGAUCUGUUGAAACUAGUCUCGCCGGAACUGGAAAAGAUAAUCAUCAACAACGCUGCCCUACCCACGCCGACGCCAGGCAGUAUCCUAUAUCCCACAAAGGCCACCACCGAGCAGGAACAAUUUGCCAAAGGCUUCGACGAAGCUCUAUUGUCCAUGCACGAAAAAGACAACAUCAACAAGAUGCACCAUAACAAUAACAAUAAUAACAACAAUAUUAAUAAUAAUAACAGCAGCAGCAACAGCGUCACCUCGAUUGCAACGGUAUCGAGCGUCUCCACCGCUACGACCACCACUCACAACACGAUGAGCGGUGGUGACAUCACCUAUACCGAUCUCGAUAAUUACCCAGGAGUUAUCAAAGAGGAGCCUCAGAUUGUGCCACAAUCGCCACCGGUCAGCCCGAUUGACAUGGAGAACCAGGAGCGCAUUAAGCUGGAACGUAAACGGCUGCGGAAUCGCGUAGCCGCCUCCAAGUGCCGCAAACGGAAGCUGGAACGAAUCUCCAAGCUCGAGGAUAAGGUGAAAGACCUAAAAACGCAAAACACUGAACUGUGCAGUAUCGUUUUCAACCUAAAGCAGCAUGUAAUCCAGUUGAAGCAACAGGUGAUAGAGCACCAUAACUCGGGGUGCACCAUAACCUUGACGGGAAAAUUCUAGACUAAACUUGUCCCUAACUUACCGUGAUCAGUAUCGAUCGCUAUGAGGAAUUAUUUAUUUACAUGCAAUCUUGAAUGAAUACAGCUCUUUUCCUCUCUUCCCGUGUAGAUUGUAAGCAAUGGUCUAAUCUAAUAGAGCUAGCAUACCGCUUAAACUACGACGAACAGAAAUGCCUUACGAGUUGAAACGAGCGUUAGUGUUAACCAUUAGACUGUAAGCAAUUUCUUAGGAGUGUGCAUAUUAUGAAGAAAAAAAACGCUUGAUUAUUUUCAGUUGUAAGGCGAAAAAACAAAUGCGUAAAACAACACACAAACAAACAAGAUUAUUCUAGUCCUCGAUAAAAUGUUCGCAAACAAUGAAAUUGUAAGCGUUUAUUUUUAUAUUUCACCAUUGUAAAAAUGAACUCCAAUGUGUCAUAUUGUUCCAAUCCGCUAGCGUACCAAGUAUUGAGGAUAUUCGAUUUUUGAAUUGUUUGGAGAACAAAAUUUAAAUGCUAAGUAAAUUAUUAUUUAAUCUGUAACGACAAACAUAUAAUUACGGCGUAAGAGCCAGCUAUCAAAAUUUUCCUCAAAGGGAAAUUGCGGAUAAAUCGUUACUGAUCGAACAUAGUUCACAGUAGUUAAUGAAAGAGAAAACUUUUUACUUUUGUUUACUACCAACAUCUGUGAUUGACGAGUAACGGUAUGUCUGAAAUUUCCACUCAACGUGAAUAUUGACAGUUGUCUUUUACGCCAUAAUCAUACGUUUGUCGAAUGUUGUUGUAGUAGUCAUUGAAAAAAGUGAGCAAUCUUAAUAUUUAAAUGUUUACCGCUUGUUUUAGUUUAUUAAUUAUGAUUUUAUUGCAUUGUUUUAGUUUCACUCAAUCAAUCAACAUAAACUAUCUGUAAGCAUCAGACAUUUCGGAAAGCUUAAUGGAUGUAUAUAUCUAAAGGUUAUUUACAAUAAAGUUUUUUUUAAUUCAACUUGUAGUUAUAUUGCAAAUUGCUUGCAAAAUCACAUUUUCAUUAAAUUGAGUAUUUCACUUUUAAUAAUAGUAGUACAAUGGAAGUAAUUAACACCCAAUUUCCCACACUACCUAGUUCGCCGAAAUUUUAAUAAGGGGUCUCAAUAUUGAAAACUUUGUGGUGUACCCUUGCUGCGAAACUGGCAGCACGGAACAAUAAAUAUAGGGACAGAGAGAAAUGAAUCGGCAUUCAGAAAUAAACUGUCAUACAAGUAA
Molecule: messenger RNA, 2834 nt
Organism: Topomyia yanbarensis
Lineage: Eukaryota; Metazoa; Arthropoda; Insecta; Diptera; Culicidae
Gene: Jra
Product: transcription factor Jra
Exons: 3
Coding region: 758-1615 (285 amino acids)
Biological process (GO): regulation of cell cycle; regulation of cell population proliferation; regulation of transcription by RNA polymerase II
Cellular component (GO): transcription regulator complex
Molecular function (GO): transcription factor binding; RNA polymerase II cis-regulatory region sequence-specific DNA binding; DNA-binding transcription factor activity, RNA polymerase II-specific
Source: RefSeq, a predicted model, not a curated record